Messenger RNA from Cuscuta epithymum, 1434 nucleotides. The record is from the annotation of a GenBank genome assembly. Lineage: Eukaryota; Viridiplantae; Streptophyta; Magnoliopsida; Solanales; Convolvulaceae.
UCGACCAAGACCUCAAUAAAGGAAGAGGAAAAGCUCUCAAAACCACCUCCAUUGUUGCAGCACGAACUCAAUAAAGAUUGGUCCAAAAAGGAAGAUUAAAGAGAGAAAAAGUUGGGAAAAGUGUGAAUAAUUAAGACACUUGUAAAGGGUAUUUCAAGUGAUUUCACAAAGUUGGAAAAGUCGCCGGAGUUGUCGCCGGAGUUGACCAAAAGUCGCCGGAGUUUCACCGGAGUUCAACCAAGAAGGGUAGAACUUCAUAACGCUAGUUCAAGGUUGAAGCUAGGGCUUGCUACUUGCACCUCCUCACGAGUGAUAUCAUAUCGGGAAGACGUGAACGCCUUGUGUAAUUAAGUGAGGUUGACUCGUGGGUGACGUCACUUGAUUAAACGGCGGUUGUACACGCGCUUGGAUUGCGGUCUGGGGCGUGACAUAUAUAGGAAAAAGGUGUUAAGGAAAGCAAGAAACAGAUGCUGAUAGAAAAAACAUAUCCCAAAAGAUAUGAAGAAAGAAGAUUGGGAAGAUUUUGUGGAGUUUUGUUCUACGCCAGCAGACCAGAAGAGGCGUUAAAAAGGCAAGAAAUCUAGGGGAUGCAUUAAGAGGCUACAUUCAUCCGGUAGAACUGAUUGUGCAAGGAUACCUCACAAAAUGAAAAAGGAGAGUCUUACCGGGGACGUCAAUAGAACUGAACUAUAUUUGGUCACACAUGCUAGAAAGGUUGGUUCUACUUCCAUGAGCACAAGCGAAGGCUUGGACCAAAUAAGAUAGCUUGUAGCUGAUAAUCCAUACUUGGGACAAAAAGAUUUGGAUCAUGAUGCCGUUGCGAUGGUAUGUGGGAUUGAUGGAAAGGGUUAUGUGCGUGGUAUGGGUGGAGGUGUUACAAAGACUGAGAUACGUGCUUCAGGUCCUUCUAGAGAAAUUGCUCGCAAAGAAAAGCAACAACACGAAAUGGUUAGCAAUGAAAUACAAAUACUUAGAGAAGAAGUAGCCACAUUGAAGCAACUGGUACAAACUAACACAACCAGAUCUUCUGAGCAGUCUCAAGAGUUCUGUAAUACUACUCGGGGAGGUGAAUCUGGCCUCACUACAAAGUCUACAAGGGCAUGUUUUUUAAAAAAACUUAAGGAAAAAGGUCAUUCCUUAUGGACGCCAUAAUGAGGAAGCUCCACCAAAUGAAGAAGUUUAUAGUAUCAUUAUUGAUGAAAUAUUUGAUGGUACUGGUUCCUAUAUGACAGAGAUGAAAGGUUUGAAGACAUAUUGAUCGGUGAGCUCAUCAAUUGGCCAAAAGCAAAUGUCCACUUUACGAGGAUCAAUUAAUGUCUUUUUGUGCUACUUUUGCUCAUGUUUAGUUAGCUUGUUCCGAGACUACUUCAAUAUUAGUUCAAAAGUUAAUUUGGAUCAUGUGGUUAGUUGAACUUGAUGAUCAAAGGAUUUUAG